GGUCCGGGCACAGAGCCUGGGCUGCUAGAGAUGGAGCAGUACUUGGACUACCCCGAGGAGAGCUUCCCGUGCCAGAGGACGGGUGUGGAGCUCCAGUGUGAAGACCUCUAUGGCAGCACCCACCGGACCACGGCUUGCAUGCAGCUGAACCCAGGAGGCCCCAGGGACAUGGAGGAGGGCUUCCUUCAGCCUGAGUUCUCCCUCCCUCCGUGCCAGAUGAACCAGCACUUCACCAGUAUGCAUCCUGGCACUGGGACCAUGGCAGCUCCAUGGGAUGAGCCUCCUCAGAGCAACCUGGAGAUGAGUUCUGGGCAGUCCAGUGUCAGUGCCAUGUCUGGGCCACACUUUCACCAUCAAAGCACCGAGUACCCGGUGCCCAGUUCCUGCGGGCAGCAACCCAAACUUGCGAGCUCCUGCCAGGACAGUGGAUUUCCUGGGGGGCACCGUCUUAAUCGACUACAGAUCAAAUCUGAGCAGCGUUACCCAGCACCUACCCCAGCACUUGCUCCCUGCCAGAACCCCAAACUUGCUCGGCGCAUGCAGCCUCCAGCAUCAUUUGGCCAAGCCAUGAACGUAGGGCCGGGAGGUUACCAGCCCGAGGAGCAGGCACCCGUCAGUUACAUGGGCAUGUUGAGCCCAAGUGGUAGAAGAGACCAGACCCCCACCAUGCAGACCAAAGAAGUGAUGGUCCGUAGCUAUGUGCAGGCCCAGCAGGCUCUGAUGUGGGGAGACCAGCCAGCCUCCAAGGGAGGGGAGGCUGCCCUGCGCCUGGGCACUGAACCUGGGCAGUGCCAAGCCAUGCAGGCACCGCUGUACCUCAGCCCCAAGUGCUCUGCUUACCAAGCCAAACCAGAGAACCUGCAGGGUCUGCCCGAGACCCAACCCCUCCUCAAUGCCCCGUGCUUCAACCCUGAGCUAGUGCCGCAUCCGCCUGGUGGCCCUAAACCACAUGGGCACCAAACCGGUCUGAACUACGCAGGUAACGUGUCCCAGCCAGGUCAUCCCUAUGAGGGAGCGGACGGCAGCUCCCGGCGUGUGCUCCGCCUGCUCCCUGCCCGCCCCACGCUUGAGGGGCCCAGUAAUGCCCUGUUCUACUACCCAGGCCAGGGCACACACAUGGGCAAGGGGGGGCAUAAGCUGCUGGACCAAAUGGCAGCAAGUUGUGGGGGUCCUGGGCAUUACGGUGGGAGCUUGGAAGGGCUCAAAGGCAGCUCGUAUCACUACCUGGAUUCAGGGGAGCAAGUGGCCAACAGCCUGGACUCCUUGGACCUGGAGAAUACGCACCUUGACUUUGCUGCCAUUGUGGAAGAACCAGAGAUGCCUGCACUGCUGCCGGGGCCCCCCAGCCCUGCUGGGGGGCUGCUCCCUGCAUCUGGGGGUGCCAACAUGGCUGUGGGUGACAUGAGCUCCAUGCUGAGCACUCUGGCAGGGGAAAGCCAUUUCCUCAACUCCCUGUCCUAA
Nestor notabilis (Kea) is the source of this 1461-nucleotide messenger RNA. Its product is annotated as zinc finger protein GLI1-like. The annotation marks the transcript as partial. Lineage: Eukaryota; Metazoa; Chordata; Aves; Psittaciformes; Psittacidae. The transcript has a single exon. The record is from RefSeq and is a predicted model, not a curated record.